Rhipicephalus sanguineus (brown dog tick) is the source of this 2509-nucleotide messenger RNA. RefSeq lists its product as uncharacterized. The transcript has a single exon. Bases 169 to 1344 code for a protein of 391 amino acids. Gene Ontology annotation, cellular component: nuclear envelope. The record is from RefSeq and is a predicted model, not a curated record. Lineage: Eukaryota; Metazoa; Arthropoda; Arachnida; Ixodida; Ixodidae.
UUCGAUAACGUGUUUGUGCUCGCUGUAGUGUUUGCGCCGUUAUCGUUCAUCGGCGUGUUACAUCGUUCAUCGUACGGGUACCUUUACAAUGGUGUAGCCUACGCCUACAAACUGCGCGUAUCGCUCGAGUCUUGUACCUGCGGCGCGGGCAUCUGUGCGCAACGCAAUAUGACAUCUCGUGCCGCGUUCACAUCGUCGACGGUGACGGUGCUUUUGUCUGUGCUAGGCAGUGUAUUGGGAACCGCCGUAAUGCUGGAGGAACGCGGCGUCUACUCAUCGCCACAGAAGUACGACGGCGGCAUCGACGUCUACUGCUGGGAGCCGCCGGUACACGACGCCGUCCCCACCUACGUCGACCUCUUCAGAACAGCUUCGCUCGAAUUUACCGUCGCUCCCGACGACCUGCGACUGUUCACUGGUGAAGAUGAGCAGACCGUGCAGCACAAGUAUCUCCAGAGCGGCAUCGAUUUCGCCGUCGCGAUGUCGAAAUUUGGGCGCAAACUCAGCUUGACCGGUCGGCACCGCCGUUGCGUUGGCGUGUAUUCGACAGGACCGUACGAGUUCGCGUUCGUGCGCGAAGUCGACCGUCGGGGACUCCUCCAGUUCUGCGUCGGCGUCGUCGCCUUCUUCGCGGCACCCGUCGUUUCCCGUAGCGCCGCGGUAUUCUACACGUGCGGUACGUGCGUCGGCAUUCUAGCCUUCCUUCUGAUAGCCGUGUUCCUCGCGAGUCGCUUGCUCCCGCGCAGGGCUGCGGGCUACGCCUUGUUGCUCUUCGGCUGGACUGUGGUCGUGUCGUGGCUAGACGUCCUCUGGACCAAUUUGCAGGACGUCUGGGACAACUACCGGCACCUCGCCGCCUGCUACGUCGUCGGUUCGGCCGCCCUGAGCUUCGCGGUCUGCUACAGGUUCGGUCCGCCAAGCAACCCUCGAACUCUCGACUUGAUCCAGUGGUCGCUUCAGCUGGCGGGGCUGGCAUGCGUCUACUUUUCGUCCGACAGGAGCGACGUGAUGGCGGCCGUGGUCGUACUUUUGCUGUCCACCUACGCGCUGCUUUCGUUGCGGUCGCGAGGGCCUCCCGCCGCCUGCCUAGACGGCUCGACACCCGCGAUAGUUGAACCGUGUGCGACGCCUCCCGAUUCGCCGCGAGCUUCGACUCGCGCCCACUUCGGCGAUGACGGCAUGUGGACGAUAGUGACGAAGAUACAGGCUCCUCGGGCCAAGCAGAUCGCCAUGUGUAUCCGUGCCGACGACGGCGUACGGUCGCCGCGACAGUGGGUCACGGUAUCGGAACGUCCAGACAUAGAAAUUAGCGAGGAGCACGCGAUGGAUUGUUUCCGCGAGUAGUCAGACGACACGGAUUGAAUGCUGUUGUAGGCGCGGCAGUUUUUGCUCACCGAGGCGGUGGAUAUUUGCCGAGCGUGCUCAAUGAUUUGUUUACGUCAAUGCUCUUUCUUUUUCGCAGGCCCUAUAAUCGAGACUGAUAUCGCAUGUGUGCGGUCGAACGUGCGAGGCCCUUGCGGAAGAAAUGUCCUGUCACAUUUCGUCACUGAUCUGCUUUGUUUAAGCUGCACUGCGAGGAAGCAGUCAGGAAUUGGCUUUUAUACGUAUUUAUUUAAUAUAUGAGAAAAGCAACUUCAAAUAAGAAUCAGUGCUGUAUUUUCAGGUUUGUGCAAUGCAGUAGCCAAAGAAAAAAUGCCCCAAGUUUUACGGUUGUAACGCUUCUCACUGUUGUCAUCUCUGACGUACCGAGAUACUUAAACACAUAUGGUCUCUACAAAAGGAAGCACAAGGCAGUAUUUUUGUACAUCUCAUUUAUUGACCUUUCACUCUGAAUAUAAUGCAAAUAGUAACGGGCAAAAAAGAGGGGGGUACACUCACUUCACCGUCAACAAGUAGUGAGAACUGAAAGGCUUGCAGAAUAUGACACACGUAGCCUUUCUGCCUUGAUAAUCAGGUGUGCAAAAAAAAAAACAACAAAAAAACAGCCACUUACUUGCCUUAUACAGGAGCUUGCUAAUCCCAAAGUAGAGACUGUCUCAGCCAAUGCAUGCAAGACUAGCUGCAUGAUUGUUUAUUCCUACAUACAGUAAUUCACAACUUUUAAGAAAAAGAUACUUUAGUGCUGUUUCAUCCUCUCUUCAGUUUUGCAAAGAAAUGUCAUUUCUUGUCCUGUGUUGUUCUGCAAGACACUCGGCCACCUUGCCUUCUUUGCUCAGCCAGAAGACAAAAAAAAAUUCUGUAGUGUGUUUGACUUGCUAUUGGAAAAGCAAGCUAAUGCAGACACGUGGACCCCUUUUCACCACUAAGGUACCAGUCUGGGCUUGUUGCGAGUCGAGCCUCUUCCCUGUGCAUUUACCCUGUGUCAUGUCUUUUCGCCACCUUUCGGCAAUUAAUAUUUAAAGACAAAACAAGGAAAAACAAUGUGCAGUGUGAUCUACCGAACAACACAGACCGAGAAACAACUCUUCUGCAAAAUAAGAGCAAGAACAAUGCAGGCGUAGCAAUAAAU